Molecule: messenger RNA, 1730 nt
Organism: Physcomitrium patens
Lineage: Eukaryota; Viridiplantae; Streptophyta; Bryopsida; Funariales; Funariaceae
Product: DNA repair protein RAD51 homolog B
Biological process (GO): mitotic recombination; mitotic recombination-dependent replication fork processing; DNA strand invasion
Cellular component (GO): condensed nuclear chromosome
Molecular function (GO): ATP binding; DNA strand exchange activity; ATP-dependent DNA damage sensor activity
Source: RefSeq, a predicted model, not a curated record
GGCCGGUUUUCAAAAGCGGCGCCAAAUCCAGACUUGAACGCAUUCAUCGUCUCGCAGAUUCAAGCUCAAGCUUCUUCUUCACUCUUCCUCCGCGUCGCCUCCUUCCAGUGAAAUGGAUCAAUGCGAAGCUGAGUUACUGUCCAUUGCACUCGCGCCGCCUCGCUUUGUCGAGAUUCUGUUAUCGUAGUCAUCGAUAAUUUGCUUCUAAGAAUUUGGCUGAGGUUACGUUUACUCUAACUUGAAUUUUUGCCUGGCUUUCGUCCUCUCUCUGUUUUUGCUUUUCUUUAAUGGCCACUGUUAGUGCAGCCACGGAAGGUGUCACCACUAGCGCCGCUACUGAGGAGGAAGUUCAUCAUGGUCCGUAUCUUGUCGAGCAACUUCAGAAUUGUGGUAUCAGUAGUCUCGAUUUGAAGAAGCUGAAGGAUGCGGGGUUUUGCACCGUCGAGUCUGUUGCAUAUUCCGCGAAGAAAGAUCUUGUGCUUAUUAAGGGGCUCAGUGAUGCGAAGGUGGAUAAAAUCAUUGAGGCAGCUACGAAGCUCGUUCCUAUGGGCUUCACUAGUGCCAAGCAGAUGCACGAGCAGCGGGCGGAGCUCAUUCAAAUUACCACAGGUGCAAAGGAGUUUGACAACAUUCUCGAGGGCGGAAUUGAGACUGGUUCCAUUACAGAAAUUUAUGGAGAGUUUCGUUCGGGUAAGAGCCAGAUCUGUCACACGCUCUGCGUCACUUGUCAGCUGCCAUUAGACCAGGGUGGAGGUGAGGGGAAGGCUUUGUACAUUGACGCAGAGGGCACUUUCAGGCCUCAACGAUUGCUUCAAAUUGCAGAGAAGUAUGGCUUGAAUGGACAGGAUGUGCUCGACAACGUGGCAUAUGCUCGAGCUUACAACACUGAUCAUCAGAUGAAGCUGCUAGUGGAAGCUGCGUCUAUGAUGGCUGAGACUAGGUUUGCCCUGAUGGUGGUGGACAGUUCGACAGCGUUGUAUAGGACGGAUUACUCAGGGAGAGGGGAGCUUGCAGCCCGACAAGUCCACCUUGCCAAAUUCCUUCGGGGCUGUCAGAAGAUAGCAGAUGAGUUCGGCAUAGCAGUUGUAAUAACAAAUCAAGUGGUAGCUCAAGUUGACGGGUCGGCUAUGUUUAAUGGUCCCCAGCAUAAACCCAUUGGCGGUAACAUCAUUGCGCACGCAUCUACGACAAGGUUGUCCGUGCGGAAAGGUCGUGGUGAGGAGCGUGUAAUUAAGGUGGUUGCGUCUCCAUGCUUAGCAGAGCAGGAGGCUCGCUUUCAGAUUACAAAUGAGGGCGUCGUUGACGUCAAAGAGUAAGAAGUAGUGACAUGCGUUCAACACGAAGUAUACUUUUUCUUUUCACGGGUGUCACUCACAAACGACAACUGACGCUUCGCAGCAAUUGUGUUAGCGACCCUUAUCGCUGGGUACACACCCCUCUGGCACCCUUGACAAUGCCACUAUUUUAUUCGAAGUGUCUGUUAUUUGGCAUCACCUUCAGUUUAAUUGCGUGUCGGAUGUAGGACAAACAGAUUGCCGACCAGUUGUCUGUUCUUGGUCAAGUCUGCAGCACAAUUCAGGAGUCUGAUGCCACAAUACCGCCCAGGAAACCUACUAGAGCUGUAACCUUGUCGAAGCGGUGGGAUGCAGCUCGAAUGACUGCAGAAUCUGGUGUAAUUAUGCGACUUCUUUAACUUAAUUUAAAACUAUUACUAUGCCUUCUGUUGUUUU